CAUGCAAAAUAAUCUGACAGGCGCAAUAACGGAAAUAACGGACGUAACAAAGAAAUGGGAAAAUUUUGCAAAGGAGAACCCAAAGACACGUUAAAAGUGUGCUGUUAAUGGAGGCGCGGCGAACUUGACUUGGGGUUGAAGAGGAGAGAUAUUGACCUCUCAAUUUUUAUGAAGGCAACAGCAACGCACACACCACCUUCCCGUUCGGCGUGGGAUUAAAAACUGAGAUUUUGUAGCAAACCGCGUUUCUCUCUCUCUCUCUCUCUCAAAAAAAAAAAAAACCAACCAGAACGACACCGUCUUGUGCCGCCGGCGUCAUGGCCUCGUCCUCCGGAGAAGAUCCAUUGUAAUGAUCAAUGCUAGCCACAACCAUGCGUUGGUUGCCUAGCUUUGCUUCCUCAUCAUCAUCUGCUUCGUCUUCGUCGCCAAAAAAGAAGGCCAGGGAGGACGGCGGGUGGAUUUUCCGGUCGAGGAGGAAGGCCGCGCAGUCGAGGAAACUGCUCAAUUUGGGGAGAGACAAUGACGGUGGAGCUAUAACCAAAUGCUCCAGCGCGCCGGGGUCGGAAUCCGCGCUGGCCAGUCCGCAGCCGCUUCCUUUGCCGGAAUCGGCCAUCCGCCGAGAGACGAGGUGUUCUCGCUGUAAGUCAUGGGGACAUGAGAACUGCUUCCUCUCCCCGGCUCCCAGUGUGUUUUCUUGGCGAGACACUCCAAAGAAUAACGUUCGAGUACGUGAGACAGUGUCGUCUAGGAGGAAGAAUCAAGAUCGAAAUCGUUUACAGAUCCCUGAACAUGACUUCAGGCUCGAUGUUCCUGUUAGAAGUGCACCCACUAGUCCAUGCGCAAGUCCUAGAUUCAGCCCACGCAGACCAAGUGCUGCUGAUUUGUGGGCUCCGUCCAGAAAUCAAGUCUGGUCUGCACCGGAGAUGACUACUAAUGAUAUGACUCAACCUCCCCCUGCCUCAUCAGAUGUAUUUAGUAAUGAAAGUUCCCCUAUAAACAGUCCCACGGCUAGAAGUCCCCUUCGACCCCCACAAGCAUCAUCCCCAUUGCAUCCCCGGCUAGAAGUCCAUCCAUUGCCUCUGCCUCCUGGAGCAAGCCUUCCUUCACCUAGUGUACCAUCACCACAACCUCCACUCACACCUAAGCCAGAGCCCCAGCCGAUUAAAGGGCAAUGGCAAAAGGGAAAGCUUAUUGGUCGUGGCACCUUUGGCAGUGUUUAUGUUGCUACCAAUAGAGAAACUGGAGCUUUAUGUGCAAUGAAGGAAGUUGAACUACUUCCUGAUGACCCGAAAUCAGCAGAGUGUAUAAAGCAGCUACAGCAGGAAAUCAAAGUCCUCAGCCAGCUCAAGCAUCCUAAUAUUGUGCAGUACUAUGGAAGUGAAAUUGUUGAAGAUCGGUUUUUUAUAUAUCUGGAGUAUGUUCAUCCUGGUUCUAUUAACAAAUAUGUUCAUGAACACUGUGGAGCCAUGACAGAAGCUGUUGUUCGCAGUUUUACUCGCCAUAUAGUCUCUGGGUUGGCUUACUUGCACAGCACAAAAACAAUACACAGGGACAUCAAAGGGGCUAAUUUGCUUGUGGAUUCAUGUGGGGUUGUCAAGCUAGCUGACUUUGGAAUGGCCAAACAUCUUUCAGGACAUGUAGGGAAUCUUUCCCUAAAGGGAAGUCCAUACUGGAUGGCUCCAGAGCUGAUGCAAUCUGAGAUGCAUAAAGAUAACAGCUCUGAUUUGGCUCUUGCUGUUGAUAUAUGGAGUUUGGGUUGUACUAUAAUUGAAAUGUUCACAGGAAAACCUCCAUGGAGUGAGUAUGAAGGGGCUGCAGCUAUGUUUAAAGUUAUGAAGGAUACUCCACCAUUUCCAGAAACAUUGUCACCUGAGGGUAAGGACUUCCUUAGGUGCUGCUUCCAAAGAAAUCCUGCUGAGAGGUCAACUGCUGCAAUGCUAUUAGAACAUCGAUUUAUAAAAAACUCCCAGCUGCAGGAAGUCCCAUCUACGACCUAUAAUGCCUCUAAUGGGAUGAAUUUCUUGGAAAGACCCCAGACUCCAAUUGAACUUGAAAGAAGACUUGAUAGUUCAUUGAUGAUUCCCAGCAUUGGCAUGCAAUUAACUACGGGAAAGGCGGCUCUCUGAGUGGUAAGAUUUGCACUCUGUAUACUCCAUUUGCAUACUUGGACCACAGAUGAGUGCAUUCCGCAUUUCGUAAUUGCCAAGCCUUGCAUUCUGCCGGAUCCAACUUCUUGCAAAAUCUUCUCUUCAGUGACAAUCUCCUUCUGAAACCUCCGGUUUAAACAGAGUCCAGCUCCAUUAUCUUCCCUUCAUCCUGCCUUUAAGGCGCGUCCCAGAAUACAUCAUCUAGCUUGGCUUGCAAUCAAAACACCACCCUUCUGCAAAUGCUCUGUGUGCUGUGUCAGACCAUGGUGCUGAAAAGUAAUGCGGCAUUUUCAGAAGACCGUAUGGGAAGGGAAAGGAUUACAGCUGCCUUUGGUCUAAAGAGAAAGCGGCUCCCGAAUUGUAGGCUUAACAGAAGAUUGAUGUUGUGGUAGGUGAUUUCCAGCCAUAGAGUAUUACUAUAGUAGGUUCUUUCCCUCAUCCUAUUUCGAUGGUGGAAGUUUCUCUUUCUGUGGAAAUUAGAAGCAGCACUUUUUGUACACCACAUAACUAAGUUUAGAGCUUCAGCAGAAGAACUAGUCUUUUGACAAGGCCUUCUGAAGGUCAUAUACAAUGCUUUCACUUCAUGUUCAAUUGUUGGAGUAAAAAAUUUAACGUCUGUA
This is a messenger RNA of Rosa chinensis, 2767 nucleotides long. RefSeq names its product mitogen-activated protein kinase kinase kinase 5. Gene Ontology annotation, biological process: protein phosphorylation. The record is from RefSeq and is a predicted model, not a curated record. Lineage: Eukaryota; Viridiplantae; Streptophyta; Magnoliopsida; Rosales; Rosaceae. Bases 357 to 2126 code for a protein of 589 amino acids. The transcript is spliced from 10 exons. Gene Ontology annotation, molecular function: ATP binding; protein kinase activity.